CAUUGUGAUUCUCGCGUGAAUUCGGCCUUAAAGUCACGCGCUGGCGGGACCCUCAGGUCUACACCGGCAACUGUUGCUACGCUGUGGAGAGUACUGCUGUUUUGGAAGCUUGGAAGGCCUGAGAGUUACAGAGAUAAAGGCAGAGACACAGGCAGAGGGAGAAGCAGGCUCCCUGCAGGAUCCCAGGAUCACGACAUGAGCUGAAGGCAGACGCUCAACCCUGAGCCACCCAGGUGCCCUCCUGGAUGCUUUGCCCUUUUCCAAGAGGAGCCCAGCAGAGGAUUGGUCUGGCUGCAAAUACCAAAACCAUGGCUCAGGAGUCAGUGAUGUUCAGUGAUGUGUCCAUAGACUUCUCUCAGGAGGAGUGGGAAUGCCUGAAUGAUGAUCAGAGAGAUUUAUACAGAGAUGUGAUGUUGGAGAAUUACAGCCACCUGAUUUCAAUGGCAGGACAUUCUGUUUCUAAACCAGAUGUGAUCUCCUUCUUGGAGCAGGGGAAGGAGCCCUGGUUGGUUGACAGAGAACUAACAAGAGACCAGUGGCCAGUCCUGGAAUCAAGAUGUGAGACCAAGAAAUUAUUUCUGAAGAAGGAAAUUUAUGAAAUAGAGUCAGCGCAGUGGGAGAUAAUGGAAAGACUUACAAGACAUGACCUUCAGUGCUCUAGUUUCAGAGAUGAUUGGGAAUGUAAUGGCCAGUUUGAGAAACAACAUGGCUCUCAGGAGGGACACUUCAGUCAACUGAUAUUCACCCAUGAAGGCAUGUCCACUUUCAGUCAGCAUCCAUCCUUUACUUUACAGCAAAUCAUUAAUAAUAAAGAGAAAUACUGUACAACUAAGGAAUAUAGGAAAACCUUUAGACAUGACUCACAAAUUAAUACACAUCAGAUAAUUCAUACCAUUGAGAAACCCUAUGAAUGUAAGGAAUGUGGAAAGGCCUUUAGACAUCCUUCAAGACUCAGUCAUCAUCAGAAAAUUCAUACUGGCAAGAAGCCCUUUGAAUGUAAGGAAUGUGGGAAAACAUUUAUUUGUGGUUCAGACCUUACUCGACAUCACAGAAUUCACACUGGUGAGAAACCCUAUGAAUGUAAGGAAUGUGGAAAGGCCUUUAGUAGUGGUUCAAACUUCACACGACAUCAGAGAAUUCACACUGGUGAAAAGCCCUAUGAAUGUAAAGAAUGUGGGAAGGCUUUUAGUAGUGGCUCGAACUUUACUCAACAUCAGAGAAUUCAUACAGGGGAGAAACCCUAUGAAUGUAAGGAAUGUGGCAAUGCCUUUAGUCAGAGUUCACAACUUAUUAAACAUCAGAGAAUACAUACAGGUGAGAAACCCUAUGAAUGUAAGGAAUGUGAAAAGGCUUUUCGUUCUGGUUCAGACCUUACUCGACAUCAGAGAAUUCAUACUGGUGAGAAGCCCUAUGAAUGUAAGAUAUGUGGGAAAGCCUAUUCUCAGAGUUCACAACUUAUUAGUCAUCAUAGAAUUCAUACUGGUGAGAAACCCUAUGAAUACAGAGAAUGUGGAAAGACCUUUAAUUAUGGCUCACAACUUAUUCAACAUCAAAAUUUGUACUGGUGAUAAACCAAUAGAAUAUAUGAGAUCUGGGGGAAGGCUUUUAAUUACAGCUCAAAACUAUUCAACAUUAAAAAAAAAAACCUAUUCAACAUUAGAGAAUUUAUCUUGAUAAUAAUCCCUUUAAAUAGAAUAAUGUAGGAACAUCUUAUUUGUUGACUCCAGCUUAUUCAGCCUGGGAAAAAUCAUGUAGGAGAAACACUCUACAAGUAGAAUAUAUUUUAGAAGCCCAUUAAUAAAAACGUAUUUUUCUUUUGACAUCAGAUAAUACAAGCUAGCAAAUACUGAAAGUCACAGCACUUUUGACACCUUUUUAACCUUAUUUUAAACCUCAGGAUUCAUGCUGAAAUAACCUAAUUUUCAUUUCCCCCUAAUCUGUAUAUAGUUGCUCUAUUUUUAAUGUUUUAACCCAUCUUAAGUUUAUGUGACUGUAAAGACCAUCUCUUUACAUCACAUUCUGUAAAACACUUAAUAUCUGAAAGAAGUGACUUCUUUAUUCAAAGAUGGCUUAUUUUUGUUAUUUACAAGACUUAGGCUUUCUUGUAAAAACAUUGAUAACAACGUUCCACACAGUAACUAGAGAUCCUCUCAUAGCUUCCUGGUAUUUCCUUAUGUUGCUGUGAUAUCAUUUUAUCAAAAUCUUAUUGAUAGACAUUUUAGUUUCCCAGAGUUUUUGCCAUUAUACACAGUGCCCUAAUGGAAAUUCUCCCUAAGCAUAUCUUUGUAUCAUGUAUUUUAAUUGCAGAAAUCAUGCAUGAACAUAUUUUCCUUUUAAAAGAUCUAAACAUUGCAAAAAAAGGCAAACAUACCCUUUGACUACCAUCCUUGUACCCAUUUCCCUUUUUGAAGGAUAGUCAUUAUCUGUUUAGUAUUUAUCCUUCCUGAGCAUUUUUCUAUGUUUUUAUACAUAUUUGUCUCAGUAGAAAUUAUAAAACGGGGAUAAUUAUAAUACCUACCUCAAAAUUUUGUGAGGAUCAAAUUAAGAUACAUAAAAAAAAAUUAAGAUACAUAAAGUGCUUAGAAUUGUGCCUGUCAUAUAAUAAAUACUCAGUGAAUGUUGGUCCUUAUUUUACUCCUUGUUAUUAGUAUUAUUUGUUGAAAAACAACAGUUUCUGCAGACCUUGCUGAACACCAAGCAGGACAUGUAAUUGAAGAAAAACACACUCAGUAAUGAAUUCAGAAAAUUUUCCAUUAUCACUUAUUUCCUACGAAACAUGAAAUAAUCCUAGGUGUUAGUGGGGAAAGUAAUAUAUGGCAUGUGUAGGAAAGACUUUACUCAGACUGGCAUCCUUUUUACUAUGUAAUAUAAUACCUAAUAUCAAAACAAACAAUAUAGACAAACAUUGUGACACUGAUGAAAAAGUGUGGAAAGAAAUAGAAUUAUGUUUUAAAAAUGGAUAUGCAAUGAAACCAUAUAGUUACUGGUUUAAAAUGUUAGGGGUGCAUUGCUGGCUUAAUUAGUGGAGUAUGGAACUCUGUAUCAAGUUUGAGUUUGAGCUCCAAGUUGGGUAUAGAGAUUACUGGAAAAUAAAAUCUUUAAAAAAAAAUUGAAAUAGGGACAACCUGGUUGGCUCAGUGGUUGAGCAUCUGCCUUCAACUCCGGGCAUGAUCCUCAUGAGGAGCCUGCAUCUCCCUCUGCCUAUGUCUGCCUCUUUCUGUGUCUCUCAUGAAUAAAUAAAUACUUUUUUAAAACAAAUAAAAAUAAAAUGUUAAAUACAGUGCUGCUUCCUGGUAGAUUUGAAAACCUA
Messenger RNA from Nyctereutes procyonoides (raccoon dog), 3310 nucleotides. RefSeq names its product zinc finger protein 566 (gene ZNF566). Gene Ontology annotation, biological process: regulation of DNA-templated transcription. Bases 246 to 1568 code for a protein of 440 amino acids. Lineage: Eukaryota; Metazoa; Chordata; Mammalia; Carnivora; Canidae. The record is from RefSeq and is a predicted model, not a curated record. The transcript has 6 exons.